AUGCCUAAUUCAACUUGUUCUCUUGCAAAUUAUGACGGUGUUUUGCAAAAAUGUUCACUUUUCUCAGCAGCAAGAUGGGAGGGAAGGUUACAGCUAACUGUUAUAAGUAAAAGGAACACAGUAAUCAUCUUUACUCAGGCAUAUCCUACUAAUACGACGCUAUCAUAUACUACGACGACAAUGCCAUUUACAACUAUGAAUGUUUCAUGUAUGCCAUCAUCUGCACGUAUUGCUACAUAUACAACAUCACCGACUACUUAUCAAAGGCAAAUGUACAACUACACAGCGAUAUCUACUGGAAUUGUUCUUCUUGAGUUUGGUUUCAAGGCUAAGAAUCCAUCCUUUACUUGGCAUCUCGAUGAUGUUAGUGUUAUUGAUAUAAAUGCAUCCGGUAUUGAAAUGUUACUCAACGGAAAUUUUGAAGCAGCUUCAUUAGUUGGUUGGCAAAUAGCAUGUAGUAGUCAAAGUUGUCUUUCUGGCAAACAAAGCAGUCUCGUUCAAACUAAUUGUCACAAUAGUUCCAACUGUUACGAAGGGGCAUGUCAAGGAAAUUAUGAUUAUUUACAUCAAUAUUUUAAUGUUACAAUCGGACAUAUCUACACUCUAAGUUUCUGGUUGUAUACCGAUGGAGACGUAAAACAGGAAGCCUAUGUUAAUAUUAGUUGA
Molecule: messenger RNA, 666 nt
Organism: Adineta ricciae
Lineage: Eukaryota; Metazoa; Rotifera; Eurotatoria; Adinetida; Adinetidae
Source: the annotation of a GenBank genome assembly